This is a messenger RNA of Anthostomella pinea, 5136 nucleotides long. The record is from the annotation of a GenBank genome assembly. NCBI's taxonomy places the organism in Eukaryota, Fungi, Ascomycota, Sordariomycetes, Xylariales, Xylariaceae.
AUGGACGUCUUCCGCGUGCGGUUGAAUUGCAUAGAUCACUAUCAAGCGACACCGACGAAAUAUGAUCCGCCGCUGCGAAAUGAUGUCCGAGCAUCGCAACUGCGAAAGGAGCCGAAGGUCCCCGUCGUGAGGGUGUUUGGGUCCACGGAAACGGGGCAAAAAGUAUGCGCGCACAUCCAUGGCGCGUUCCCAUAUCUCUAUGUCGAGUACGAUGGCAGUCUGCUGCCUGACGAUGUUGGUGCCUAUAUCUACCGGCUUCAUCUCUCCAUUGACCACGCCCUGGCUGUGAGCUACCGCCGCAACGUCUAUGAUGGCAACAAUAAGUACGUGGCGAGGAUUACCCUCGCCAAGGGUAUCCCGUUCUAUGGGUUCUACGUUGGGUAUCGGUUUUAUCUCAAGAUCUACAUGCUCAACCCAAUGGUCAUGACCCGACUUUCCGAGCUUCUUCAGCAGGGCGUAAUAAUGAAACGGAAAUUCCAACCCUAUGAGGCGCACCUACAGUACCUGCUGCAGUUCAUGAUCGACUACAAUCUUUACGGCUGUGGGUAUAUCGACACACAAAAGGUGUGCUUCAGGGCUCCAGUGCCAGAGCAUGAGGACGAUGACGACACGACUCAUUUAUGGCACAGCCAGACUGUGUCGAGAGCUUUCAUCACAGAUGAUGCUGAGUUACCUCGCAUGAGCCACUGCUCGAUUGAAGUGGAUAUAUGCGUCCAAGAUAUUCUUAAUCGACACGAGAUUAAGGAGAGGCGGCUUCACCACGAUUUUGUUGAGCGAAAGAACCCAUUGCCGACGGAUAUCAAGCUUGUCCACAGCAUGGCCGGACUGUGGAAAGAUGAGACGAAGCGGCGGAAAAGGAGGAUGUCAAAUCCGGCGCCUGGCAGUGGUCCCUUCCCCGCAGAAGCUCUUAUAUCUAUGUCUGCCGAUCCGCGCAACUCUCAGAUACCUGGAUGGAUCCACGAAGAAGAGUAUCGAGAUGAAAUCCAGGAGCUGGUGCGGCAGGAAAAUGAGCAAAGCAAUGAAAGCACGGUCACGUUCGACUCGUUUGUGCAGAGCGUGCCAUUCGAAUCUACGAUCAACACUCUACUGCAAUCCGUCGAGGACCUAUAUCCUGGUAACCUGAUAUCCGCAUUGGGUAUGACUCAACCUCUUGAAGAUGGGGACAACCUGGUAAGUAGCAUUCUCGUCGACGAAGAUCAAAUCCUUGACACACGAGCCGAUGGAGACGAUCUUUUUCCCGAUGACUCCGACGAGGAUAUGUUGCGGGAUCUGGAAUCAUUGACGAAGGCUUCUGCAGCUGGCAGUAAGCUCCCGCGAAGCAACCGGCCAACGGAUAUGCCCAAGUCAGCGAUUUUACCCGAUGAAGGGGGUGACGGCAAUAGACAAAACAGCGUUGCGUCUCUGAUGUCGAUGGAUAUGAGUAACAGAUUGAACGGAAAUGCCCACCCGGAAGCACUGCCAUCUGGUGUCCUCGCCAGUUGCCAGCGUACCGGAAACCGACCGAAGAUACCGUUCUCCGACGCACUGCUUGAUGCUGCCAAAGACCACGGGUUAAUCAGCAAGGCGCCCCCAAGUGCACAGCCCCGUCAAUCCACCUGGCUGCCUUCCAAGCGCUCUAGCUCACCACUACCGAUAGUGGAAGAACCAAAGCGUCGCCGUGUAGAGUUUGCCCCUAAUUCUGACCUCAUCAUACCAAACGGCGCGGGAAAAGAGACACCGGCGGCAUCUGCUGCUGGUGUUAAGACGCCGCAGCCGACCUCGCAAACAUCUGGAGAGCAAGCCAAGACGGACUCGAGUAAGCGAUCUGGAAGUCAACGCCUGAACUUUCCAGUUGUGAAAGACCCUCAUGAUCCCAAUACGAGACUGCGACUUAGUCAGUCAAGUUCUCAGCAAAGUGGAAGCAGCCAGCCCAAGAAGCAUGUCUCUUUUGAGCCGUGGACCCCUGUGACAGAGAUCUCUACCACCAGCGCAAGCUCGCAUACAACGAAGAGAUGCUCUCUCAGUUCUUCUGCAAGUACAUUGAGGGGGACAGUUUCUAGAAAACCGAUCGACAUUGGGUGCUCUGCUCGACCCCAAGCCCAGUUUUUCGUCCUUGACCAGAUUCCACCUUCUCCGGAAGAAGUAUUGUCGUCUUUGCAAUGCCUCGACCGGCCUGGUGUCAUAUACCAGGACGCAUUCUACAGUAACGACAAAGACGUUCCUCAACGAGUGCGAGAAUACGCCGGUCAAGAAUUUCGUCUCGAGGGCAAUACCCUUCCCUUCCUUCCAGACUUCGACGCAACCGGGGAAUCACAAGCCAAUUUUGGAAUAAAGCCAGACGCACUACUCGACAGCCGAAAGGAUGAUCAAGCGUAUGAGCGGCAGCGUCGUGAUUGUUCACUGCGGAGUUGGGAAAUCGCAGAACCACCGCCGAGCUUCGAGGAUGUGCGAACUUGGUUGGAACAGACCCAGGAUGCGGACAUCUCGACAGAACCCGCCCUGAAAAUUCGUGACCCCGAGCUACAACCGUACAUGUCCCAGAUUGACGGGCCAACCCCGAAAAACAAGCACGGUUUCAAAUAUUCACAGAAGAAGAAGUCGACUAGCGUGCAGCAUGAGGCACAAUACAUGAGCACCAUGAGCUUAGAAAUCCAUGUCAACACUCGUGGGAAGCUCGUCCCAAACCCGGAAGAGGACGAAGUGCAAUGCAUUUUCUGGUGUUCCAAAUCCGACGAGCACUUUGCUACCGGUGACAAUGCUUCAUUGGCAACACGCUCUGGCAUUAUCGUUCUCUCUGAGGAUGGGACCCUAGCACGAACGUUACAGAGGCAGACACCCGUGGAGGUCAUCGAGGAAUCGUUCGAGCUCGACUUGAUGGUUCGUAUGGUUGAAAUCGUUCGGACGCACGAUCCCGACAUUCUCACUGGGUAUGAGGUCCACGGAAACUCAUGGGGCUAUUUGAUCGAACGAGCAAGGUUCAAAUAUGACUACAAUCUCUGUGAUGAGUUCUCACGGAUGAAGAAGCAAUCCUUUGGGCGAUUCGGAAAGGAAGCAGACAAAUGGGGCUUCAACACCACCUCAACGAUCCGAGUCACAGGCAGACAUAUGAUCAACAUAUGGAGAGCCAUGCGUGGAGAGCUGAAUCUUCUCCAGUACACCAUGGAGAACGUGGUCUGGCAUUUGCUACACCGCCGAAUUCCCCAUUAUCCAUGGCGCACUUUGACAGAGUGGUACGUGGGAGGGAAAUACCGCGACCUCAGCAAGCUACUUCGAUACUACCUGAAUCGGACGAAGUUGGAUAUCGAGAUACUUGAGACUAACGAGUUGAUCCCACGAACGAGCGAACAAGCACGCCUCUUGGGUGUAGACUUCUUUUCUGUCUUCUCCCGUGGCUCACAGUUCAAAGUCGAGUCCAUCAUGUUCAGAAUUGCGAAACCCGAGAAUUUCAUGCUUGUCUCACCUGACAGAAAGCAGGUUGGGGGACAGAACGCGCUUGAAUGCCUCCCGCUUGUCAUGGAACCUCAAAGCGCAUUUUAUAACAGUCCACUGAUAGUCCUCGACUUUCAGAGUUUAUAUCCCAGUGUCAUAAUUGCGUAUAACUACUGCUAUUCGACCUUCCUCGGCCGUAUUGUCAAUUGGCGAGGCACGAACAAGAUGGGGUUCUCGGAGUACCGCCGGCAAGCCAGACUGCUGGAGCUACUCAAAGACUACAUCAAUAUCGCUCCCAAUGGGAUCAUGUAUUGCAAGCCAGAGGUUCGGAAGUCAUUACUAGCGAAGAUGCUGACAGAGAUCCUCGAGACUCGUGUCAUGGUGAAGAGCGGCAUGAAACAAGACAAGGAUGACAAGACCCUGCAACGACUUCUCAACAACAGACAGUUGGCCCUGAAGUUGCUUGCGAACGUUACCUACGGUUAUACCUCGGCAUCGUUUUCAGGACGCAUGCCUUGCUCUGAGAUCGCGGACAGUAUUGUGCAGACUGGCCGGGAGACUCUGGAGAGGGCGAUUGCCCUGAUCCAUUCAGUGGACAAGUGGAAGGCAGAGGUCGUGUACGGUGACACCGACAGCUUGUUCAUCUACCUGCCUGGCAGGACCAAGGACCAGGCUUUCGACAUCGGGAAUGAGAUUACCAAGACGAUUACAGACAUGAACCCGAGGCCGAUAAAACUCAAGUUCGAGAAAGUCUACCACCCGUGCCUGCUACUUGCCAAGAAGCGUUACGUGGGCUAUAAGUACGAGAGCAAAGACCAGGUUAAGCCUGACUUUGAUGCCAAGGGUAUUGAGACGGUCAGGAGGGACGGAACGCCUGCCGAACAGAUGAUCGAGGAGAAAGCGUUGAAGAUCCUCUUCGAAACAGCCGAUCUCAGUCAAGUAAAAUCAUAUUUCCAGAAGCAGUGCGAAAAGAUCAUGCGUGGGGCAGUGUCCAUCCAAGACUUCUGCUUUGCAAGAGAGGUCAAGCUGGGCACCUACAGCGACAGAGGCCCACCUCCUCCUGGCGCGCUUAUCAGCACGAAGAAGAUGCUCGAGGACGCCAGGGCAGAGCCUCAAUACGGCGAGCGAGUGCCAUAUGUCGUCAUCAGUGGCGCACCGGGAGCUCGUCUCAUCGACCGUUGUGUAGCACCUGAAGAACUACUCAGCAACUCACAUCUUCGGCUCGAUUCGGAAUACUACAUCUCAAAAAACCUCAUUCCACCUCUGGAGCGAAUCUUCAACCUAGUCGGAGCGAAUGUCCGUCAGUGGUACGAUGAGAUGCCCAAAGUACAGCGCAUUCACCGCGUGGGCCCGACCUACGAAAACAUAUUUGCGAAGAAGACGCUCGAGUCCUACAUGAAGGCGGCAGCGUGUCUCGUCUGUCACACGAAGACCAAGAACGAGGGAUCCAUCUGCACAAGAUGCAGAGCAAACGCGCCUGCUUCCCUGCUGAAGCUGCAGACGCAGAUCAACGGGGAGGAGAGGAAGCUCCUGGACGUGACGAAGAUCUGCCAGAGCUGUGCCGGUCUUGCGCCCCUAGACAGCGUGCCUUGCGACAGCAAAGACUGCCCCGUCUUCUAUACGCGCAUGAAGCAGGCAGCGCGGUACAGAGCGGAGAAAAAUGUUGUUGAGCCAGCUGUGAAGCAGAUAUUGGAUGGCACGGUUGCGGUUGAAGACUUGCAAUGGUGA